Molecule: messenger RNA, 1817 nt
Organism: Dichomitus squalens LYAD-421 SS1
Lineage: Eukaryota; Fungi; Basidiomycota; Agaricomycetes; Polyporales; Polyporaceae
Exons: 1
Coding region: 491-937 (148 amino acids)
Source: RefSeq, a predicted model, not a curated record
AGACGUUCAUGCGUCUCGUCUUACGCCGAGUGGAUAUACGAGAGGCGAGCUGAGGAUCCGACCCGUUUUCCCUCCGCUGUCGCCCAGCGUAGCCUUCGUUUACGUCUUUGUGUUCGGUGUCUUGGAUGUCUGUUAGUCGUCGCUGACAUUCCCUUUUCUGUAGCGCACAUGCGGUAGAUCGGACGCGUUGGGCCGGGCCACACGGCAGGUGUGCGUCUCUGGCUACGUCACGGCGCGCAACGUUGUGCACGCGAGCCUCCCUCACGCGCUGUUGGCAUGGUCAGCUGACGGUGUUGGCUGGGGGACGCUCGGCGCGCGAUUGUUCGACCUCGACGUUGAGAAGAUAUCGUUGCUGACGAACGCUGACGGCUCAACAUUUUCUCAUCUCUAUGCACUACCAUUCGACGCGACUACUUCGCGCUGCUUGGCGAGGACGACUACUCUGAUACCCUGCAUACGUGCGGAAGGGCGUAUCACACGCUUCGCUGUGAUGAGCGAUGUCUCUCGUCGCUCGUCUUCGGCUCUUCUUGGCUUUAUCUAUUCCUAUCGAUAUCUACCGUGUUGUCAUCUAGCCUCUCACGUGUUCUCGACGUCUGACUUGUCUCGCUCUCUUCCCUCACCCGAAAACGAACGGUUGCUACCGCACACACUCGUGGGCUUCCGCUCGAGCCAGGCGUUCUGCCCGCUACCUAUUCCAUAUCAUCCACCAUACUACUUCCCCGGGCCCGAGCGCCGGCACGCAUACACGGACUUGUCGCCGCGUCUCGCAUCACACACAUCUCGUCGUAGAUUCUUUACCCCUCUCCUAUGGCACUCGAUCCCACUACAUCAUUACUGUGCACCAUCUCGCUCCAUCUGGUUCGGAUCUCUGCAAAACUUCCUACCUGCUUCCAUCUCGUGCCUUGUCUCCGUUCCCACUCUGAGAGUUGUACGAUAACAUAUCCCCAGCCUCUGUCGGGCCCUUGUCGCUCCUUUAGUGCCUUCCUACAUUUGAGGCCUACCUACUCCCCCAACACUCACAUGCAUCCCGUACGUUCCAAUUUCCAUCCACACAAGUCUCCAGUCUUGAUUGUCUCGUUCUGCUUCACGCAUCGUCACGUUCUCCUAAUCGCAAUUGUAUGCAUAGCGCCACCCACCACUUACAUAUCCCACGCACAGAAUCUCACCGCUUUGCUCACCUGGCAACAGUAGUUCCCAAUCUCGACUCGAUCGCGCCGCCUGCCUUAUGAUUGUGGCGUUCAGGUGAUGCCUUCGAGCUGCACUUGCAGUUCACGCUCCGCGGACCCAACCCUGCUAGCGUUACACGCUGCAGAGGGUGCUGUCAAAAACUCCGCUUGUGGUCGAUGCGCACACAUACGCUCGACCACGUCCCUGGGCCCCAUUAAGGGGACCCUGAUCCCUUUCCUCAUCAACCUUUACUAGACCGCGAGGCUGCGCGUACGCUUCGCGAAUCCGCUUGGCCUUCUACUCCGCGACAGUGACAGGAUUCCAUUUGCUACACACAAGGACCCCACUCCUAUUACCCCGUACUAGAAUCCGUUCUGCCCAACCUCAAUCCCUCUCGUGAUUUCAAUGUUUGGUGGCUCUAUACAUGCUCCAUCUCGGCCCGUGCUGUCUCGUCUUGUUUCGUUGAUCACCGUAUGCGCACUAUCAUUAUAGAUUUGUCACCCCCGGCAUCCCACCUUCCCCUUUUCCGCUACAUCCCCCUCCCAACAUCGGCACGCCUUAUCUCUACACGUCUCAUGGUCUGUACAUACCCGCAGUCUUGGGUCGAUCGUUCUUGGUAGAAAUGAUAGACCGAAUCAAAUCUAAACUCU